Chara braunii is the source of this 769-nucleotide messenger RNA. NCBI's taxonomy places the organism in Eukaryota, Viridiplantae, Streptophyta, Charophyceae, Charales, Characeae. The record is from the annotation of a GenBank genome assembly.
GCGAGCCUCGAGGACGCGACGAACGGUACGCAAGUGAGAAAGAAGGCGAGGAGGUGGACUGAAGAAGACCACGAUCAUGUCGCGUUCUGUGAAUGCUGCGGCGGCUAUGGCGGCCUUGGUUCUGGUCGCGGCUCUGUGUGUUACGGUCCCCGCACGAGCGCAGCCUCCUUCGGUGACCAUCCAGUCUGUCACUUUCAUGGGCUCGGGCUGCAGCUGGAGUAACGCUAACUACUAUUUGUCCGCCGACUACAAGGUCCUCACAUUCAUGUUGGGGGGGAUGGUUGCAACGACGGACUCUGGGCUGGCCGGCAAGCGGAAGAACUGCCAAAUCUCGGUGGGGUUGAAGUAUUCCGACGGGUUCAGCUACUCGCUGGCGACGGUGACGGGCCGCGGCUUCGCCGACAUUGCCUGCCGCUCCACGGGGACCUAUCAGGCGAGCUACUACGUCUCGGGACAAACUGGGACGGCGUCCGCAUCACGCACGAUCGCGGGCAAGUUCACUGGCAACUACGAGUUCACGGACAAGGUCUCCAGGGUCAUCUCGAGCAACUGCAACAAUGCCACCAACCUCGACAUCGACUCCGAGGUGCGAGUGGAUGGAAAGAAGGCCUUCAUGACGCUGGACUCGUUGGACCAGAAAUUUGUGCUCCAGUAUAGACUUAACUGGACGACCUGCUGAUGACGCUCUCACUGCACUCGUCGUGUACCGGUUGUCGUCCGCCGGGCGGAGUCGUUUUGGAAAGCAGGCUGUGAAAAGCACCGCGACGAG